AUGCAAUCCUCACAACCCUCUCAAGCAUGCACAGACUUGAUCUCCUCUCUCCCUUCGGAUAAAGGUUGGGACAACCCCUCUCUAAUCUUGUACCAGGGCUUCUGGUUCCCCUCUUGGCUAUUCAACGGCGUCCUAGCUUGUCAAAACCACUUCCAAGCUCACAACUCUGAUAUCAUCCUCGUCACCAGCCCGAAAUCUGGUACCACCUGGCUAAAGGCCAUCCUCUUUGCUCUUUUGAACCGUGCCAAGUACUCUGACCCCAACUCAGAACGAUGCCACCCCCUCCAAACCCGAAACCCCCACGACCUCGUGCCCUACUUGGAGUUCCAGCUCUAUCUCCAACAAGAAGAUCCUGAUCACGCUACUUUCGCAUCCCCGAGGCUCCUUGCCACCCACUUACCUUAUUCCUCGCUUCCACAGUCAGUGAGGGACUCCAAGUGUAAGCUGGUUUACUUGUGUAGGAACCCUAAGGACAACUUCAUCUCGCUAUGGCACUUCACCAAGAAAAUGAUGCUCAAAGAGAACGGCGAUCAGACUCCUCUCCCUGAGUGCCUCGACAAGUUUUGUCAAGGGUUGAGCAUGUACGGACCUUACUAGGACCAUGUGCUGGGCUACCACAAGAUGAGCUCGAAGAUGCCCGAGAAGGUGUUGUUCAUGAAGUUUGAGGAGAUGAAAGAGGACCCAUGUGUUCAUGUGAGGAGAUUGGCCGAUUUUGUGGGGUGUCCAUUCAGUGAAGAAGAGCUGAGAGGCGGGACUGUGGAGGGAAUACUGAGGAUGUGUAGCUUUGACAAUUUGAGCACGUUGGAGGUGAACAAGAGCGGGAGCCUUUGGACUGGAGCAGAGAACAAGUUGUUCUUCAGGAGAGGCGAGGUCGGAGAUGGGGGAGAGAAUAGACAGUGUCAUGGAAGAGAAGUUGCACGGCUCUGGGUUGAAGUUUUAGCAAGCUGAACACACUCAUUUAAUAAUUCCCGUCUAUUGUGUUUUAGCUUUGAAGAUGUUCCGUCUAAUGGAGGAGAA
Molecule: messenger RNA, 1017 nt
Organism: Eucalyptus grandis
Lineage: Eukaryota; Viridiplantae; Streptophyta; Magnoliopsida; Myrtales; Myrtaceae
Product: cytosolic sulfotransferase 13
Exons: 1
Biological process (GO): sulfation
Cellular component (GO): cytoplasm
Molecular function (GO): sulfotransferase activity
Source: RefSeq, a predicted model, not a curated record